Molecule: messenger RNA, 1356 nt
Organism: Stegodyphus dumicola
Lineage: Eukaryota; Metazoa; Arthropoda; Arachnida; Araneae; Eresidae
Product: receptor expression-enhancing protein 5-like
Source: RefSeq, a predicted model, not a curated record
GUGGGCGGAGUUAUCGGCUGUACUUCGACAUAUUGAUAAAUAAAAUCAGUUGAGAUUAAAAAUUAAAAAAAAAAAUCCUAAUGUUAGAGGUUAAUCUGUCUAAAGUUUAUCUCAUUUUUGCCUUUAUUCUCAGAUUAUCUCAAAGAUAAAAGAGUUGUACAACAUUCAGGUAUUGUCACAUGCAAAGCAAAAAUCGUGUCCGUGCCUGUAAACAGUUCGCGCACGAACUUCAAAAUUUUAUAUUUUAAAGAAUUCUUUUACUUCCCUGCAAAUUUGAGACUGGCGUGUCUUAAUUAAAGAUGGCAUUCGGAAGCGCAUAUACUUCUCUAAAUUUACAGAAAUUAGAAAAUUCAGAACAAUUUAAAGGGUUAGAAAGGCUGCUAAGUAAGAACAAUUGGUUCAAGCCAGUUCUGGAUUAUACUGAAAAAUCAACAAGAGUUAAUCGGGUCUAUAUUGUAGUUGGUGCUAUAGCAUUGUCAUUCUUUACUUUGUUAUUUCAUUAUGGAAUUCAGAUGGUAUGUGCUGCAGUUGGCUUUCUGUAUCCAAGUUUUAAGACAAUCAAGGCCUUAGAAAAACCAGGAACUGAACCAGAAAAAAAGUGGCUAAUAUACUGGCUGUUAUUUUCUUCUGUCAAUUUUUUGGAAGUAUUUCUAUUUUUCCUUCAGUGGUUGCCAGGAUAUUGGAUUGUUAAGUGCAUGUUUCUGAUUUGGUGCUAUGCUCCUGUAUCAAAGAAUGGAUCAGAUAUCAUCUACGAAUUCUUAAUACAUCCUUUUUUCCAAAAAAAUCAAGAAGCUAUUGAUAACGCCAUUAAUCAAAUAGUUCGAACAACGUAUUCUGUAUAUACAAAUGCUGAGGGAAAUUCUACAGGUAAUUUACAUAUGCGCCAGCCAUAUCAGGGAACAGAUUCAUGAGGUCAGAGACAAAAUGAACUUUCAUCAGGACUUUGCUUGGGAGCAAUGUAGCUUUACAAAAUCUCUCACUUUUAUUUUUAUGUGUGUGUUAAUUCAUUAGUACAUUGGAUGUUCAUCAUACUUCAUUAUCUUAAUUAUACUGAGGAAAUAUAUAUAGUAUAUAUUUUAUAUAAUAAUUAUUUGUACAUUAAUUUACUGAUAAUUAUUUUUAUACACGAGAAAUAUAAAUCAUAAUUAAAGUCAAGAAAUUCAAUUUUUUAUCCUGUUUGUAUUAGAAAAAUGCCAUAUAAAUUGAAAGUGGCAUAAAAAAAUAUGCUACCUUGAUCUUAACAUCUAUCUCCACUUGAAAGUAGAAUGUUUUCUUUGCAUUUUGUAAUAUUUCCUUUUGUACCAUGUUUAUUUUACAUAAAUAUUGCACGAAAACAUUAAAAAAAAAUUUAAUGCA